Molecule: messenger RNA, 294 nt
Organism: Cadophora gregata
Lineage: Eukaryota; Fungi; Ascomycota; Leotiomycetes; Helotiales; Ploettnerulaceae
Gene: LSM3
Product: U4/U6-U5 snRNP complex subunit lsm3
Exons: 4
Coding region: 1-294 (97 amino acids)
Biological process (GO): P-body assembly; mRNA splicing, via spliceosome
Cellular component (GO): P-body; U4/U6 x U5 tri-snRNP complex; catalytic step 2 spliceosome
Molecular function (GO): RNA binding
Source: RefSeq, a predicted model, not a curated record
AUGGCUGACGCCGACGACGGAGCUUCUGCCCCCGCAGAGCCACUUGAUCUUGUGCGCCUGUGCUUGGACGAGAUUGUGUUUGUAAAGCUGAGGGGAGACAGAGAGUUGAAAGGCAGACUCCAUGCAUAUGACAGCCAUUGCAAUCUGGUACUAGGAGAUGUGGAGGAGACGAUCUAUGUCGUGGAAGAGGACGAGGAUGAAGAGGAGACCGUCAAGACAAUUCACAAGAAGUCCGAGAUGUUGUUCGUAAGAGGCGACAGCGUGGUACUCAUCUCUCCUCAAGGACCAUCAUGA